Messenger RNA from Mya arenaria, 1343 nucleotides. Its product is annotated as zinc finger CCCH domain-containing protein 13-like. NCBI's taxonomy places the organism in Eukaryota, Metazoa, Mollusca, Bivalvia, Myida, Myidae. The transcript has 11 exons. The record is from RefSeq and is a predicted model, not a curated record. Bases 1 to 1158 code for a protein of 385 amino acids.
AUGUCUGAUCAGAAAGACAAAACAUACCCCAAACAUAUUGAAACCGAGAAACAAGAACAAAGAAAAGAUUACUUCGAGCUUUUGGAAUUUCCCAAAUCAGCCCAACCUACGCCUGAUCAGAAAGCAAGCGCUGAUACAAAACAAAACAUAGAUGAAGGGUCACAUAGAGAAGAAGACUACGAGACUGUUGAAGCUCCCAAAUCAACCAACCGUAAGUCUGAUCAGAAAUCAAACCCUGACUCCAAACAAAACAAAGAUGAAAGCAAGAAAAAGCAACAUAAGGAAGAAGACAACGUGACUGUUGAAAUUCACAAACCAACCAAGUUUGAGCCUGGUGCAGUCGGUUCUAUGACAAAUUAUAUAGAUAGUGGACACGCAAAUCCCGUUCGGAUGAACUACGAACAGGUUACAUUUGAGACUAAAUACAGCAAAGACAAAACCGAAUCACGUGCAGAAGAACUCUAUGAUGUGCCAUUCGCAAUUCCUUAUUCCACCACAACUAAGCUUGAUCAGAAAACCAAACCAUACCCUAAACAUAUUAAAAAUGAGAAGCGAGGACAAGGAAAAGAAAACUACGAGCAGUUUGAACUUCCUAUAUCAAACCAACCUAAGCCUGAUAUUAAUGAGCCUGCUAAACCAAAAACAGACGGAUUGGCAGGGCUGGAGCAUAUUAAAAAGGAUUAUGUGGCAGUUGCAAGUUCCAACGCUACAAAGAAUGAUCAUGAUCAGACAACAAACGCUGAUACAAAACAAAACAAAGAUAAAAGCGAGAAAAGGCCACAUAGGGAAGAAGACUACGUGACUGUUGAAAUUCCCAAAUCAACCAAGUCCAACCCUGAUCAGAAAACAAACCCUGACUCAAAACAAAACGAUUACCAACUCGAGAAAAAGUCACAUAGGGAAGAAGACUACGUGACUGUUGUAAUUCCCAAAUCAACCAAGCCUAAGCCUGAUCAGACAACAAACCCUGACACAAAACAAACCAAAGAUGAUAGCGAGAAAAAGUCACAUAUGGAAGAAGACUACGAGACUGUUGAAAUUCCCAAAUCAAAGUCUAAGCCUGAUAAUGAGAGACAAGAGAGACAAGACACUACGCUCGAGAAAAUGCUGGAAGAUACUGAUGACGUAAGCACUGCAACCAUAACAACAGUUCCAUAGCGCAUUCCAAACAAAGCGAAAACUGAAGUCGAAGAGAAAGACAAAAAAACAUACAGAAUGAAAUAAACUUUAUUCCGACAACGUUGCGAUAUAAAGAAGGAUAGAGUCAGACCAGUUGUUCACUAAUAUUGUAAAGCCAAGGGUGAAUGAUAACAUUAUAUAUUUGACAUUAUACUCACCAACAU